AUGAAACGACAGGUUGACCUCAAUGAUCGGCUCAACCAAAUUCAAUAGUCUAUCUAAAAACUAAAAGAUCAGUUGCAAAUGAAUCUAAUUCGCAUUCAAUGAAAGUUCAAUUCCUAUUUCAAAUAUAUUCUUUUUGAGGACUUUUCUAUAUGAAACUAAGCUUUAAAUACCACUCCAUCCGAAAUUAAUAAUGUUAAGUAUUUUCCAGAACACAAUUAUCUUUUCACAGAAAAAACAAAAAGAAAAAAACGCGAUCAGAAAAAAGAGAAAAAAACUUUGACGGAACCAUGCUCCAGUGCAAUUUGAACGUCUCUAGUACGCCCUCGAGGGAAAUUCUUGUUCUUUUCCCAAGAUCGAGUACUAUUUUUUGUUUAUUUGUUUACUUUUAAAUUUUAUAUGAUUAUAAACUCGUUCCUAUUUCACAAGAUUCGCAUAAACUCGAGAAAAAUUAGGUAUCAUAUAUCAGAGCUGAGAUGCUUUAGUUUUUUAGCGAUUCUUAUUUUUUUUUAGCCUUAAAAGUUUAGUUUUUAGCAAUUUCCUUUUUUUACGAUUCGUUUUUUGUUUAUCUUCAUGUUUGAAUUUUUAAUUGAGAUGAGUGGCAGUUACUCUUAUAUCUGGUCUUAGAAAAAACGUUAAUUUUUGAUCUGAAGCCUAUAAUUACGUAUCUCGUUUAAUUUAUAAUGUAAUCGUUCCGUCUGUCUUUACAUAACUUUACUCUCUCAUAUAUCUUUGGAUAGCUUUUUAGCGUUUUGAACUUUUUUUAAAUUUGGUUACAUAAGUUUUUUGCAGUUUUUCUUCGGCACCCGUUCGAUGAAAUUCAAAGGAUUUUAGCAUUUUUCAAACAAAAAAAAAAGUAAGAUUUGUGUUUUCUAUAUAUAUUGUAUUGCGCAGCAUUUUUAGUCAAAAUGGAUGCUGCUAAGAAAAGAAACCUACGCGAGAUUAUGAAAUGCUUGGACAUUCCGCCGACUGAGGUUUUGUUUGAAAAGAAAAAUCUUUUUUGAUUUUAAUGAUUUUUUCAGGCUGUCAAGGAAAAUGUAGCAGUUCCGCCCACUGCACCAGUAGCAAGGCUUCUGCCAAGAAGUCAGAAUGUGCGGAAAAGAAAGGCGCAGUUUGAUCGGAGUACGUUUUCUGUUAAUUUCAUUAACUUACCAGGGAACGUUUUUUAACCCCUGGUUGAAAUUUUGCUGAAACUUUGCUGAAGUGUACUUUAGGUCCCCCUGAUUGCAGAUCAAGAAAGAAAUUUCUCGCAAUAGAUCUUGUUUCCGAGUUAUGGAGCUUCAAAGUGAGCAAAAUACGCAAUUUAGGCCAAAAAGGCGCUAUCGGGCUUUUCAAGUGUCCUAAAUCGAAAAAAAAAACGUUCCCUAGUGAGCUCUCAAUAAUUGAAAAUUUUCGUUUUUCAGUGACAGAAGAAGCCUGCAAGAAAAUGAUAACAAUGGAGAAUGACAUACCCAGAGCAAAGUUGCCAGAUGAAACGGUUUGUCGACUCUUAUGAAUCAUUUUUAUCGAAUUAAUUAGAAUUUUUUAAAGAAUGGUGUGAAAAGUGGGUCUCCGCCUAGACGACCAGCCAACCCGACGAUUGGAAAAUCAACGGCCGAUAUCAAGGCUCAACAAUCCAGAGCUUGUACGUUUCAAAAUUUUCAUAUAAGGCCGUGUUCUAAGAUUUCCGCAUUCAGAUCGUCUAUGUCUCUCCAAAUUUCAGUCAUUUUUUUUUUUCGCUCACUGACGGCCAUUUUGGAUUUAUCGGAAUCACUUCGAACACGGCAUAAAAAUAUAGUUUAGGAAUUUAUUCUUAUUUCCAAUCAUUCUUGUUUCAAACUUUGAAAAUGAAAAUGGCAUCGAACUUUUAAUUUUGGUAGGAAGCUCAAAAGUCUUGUAGAAAUAUUGAAAAUUUUUUAUAGGUUCUUCAAAUUUCUUCCGCUUGUAGAUUUAAUUUUUCAUGGCUUGGAAAACCCUGUUUUUUUUUCGAAAAAAAGACAUGAAAAUUUUGAUUUUGAUUUUGAUUUUUUUUUUUUUAACAAACUUGACCCAUGGUUCAGGCGUCAAAAGAAUCGCCGAUAUACUUAUGGGUGUCCGCGAAAAAUCGGACAAACCUCGAGAAAUGAAAAGGUCAACGGCGCUUCCAGUAAAGUCUUCGGCGGAACCUCACAUCAAGACGGAGCAGAACAGCGUCGCAAGGUAAUUUUUAUGUUUUAUGACGAAAAUAACGCAGAAUAGUUGUUGACAAUUUGUAAAAAUAACGCAAAUUACUUGAAAUUUGAGGGUAAGCUUAAUUCAAUCAAACCAAUCAAAUCAUUUAUUUUGUUGUUUUAGUCUGAUGUAAUCGACUAGGCGGUGAACAAGAACUUUAAAAGCUAUAGCGAACAACCGCCUUUGGCGAACUAGAAGUCCAAACGUGUAGUCGAAAGAGUUGAAAGCAUGGUUUUACGGUCCUUCGCCUCGUCCUUCUGCGCGUAGUCCAUCCAGUUGCGCCUUGACGAGCUCAGAAUGUAGCAGAUCUUGUGCUGGAGCCCGGAGACCGUGCUCUAGGUGGAAGCCUCAGAAUGAGAGCGACCACUUCGAGUGAAGAUUUUACACGGAAUGAUUGUGGAAGAAAUUGAUGUUAAAUAAAAUAUAGUUAUUGAAACUCAAAAUUUUUUAUUUUUUCAAUAACUUGAGACCGUAUCAAAUAAAUGAAUCGAUAGAACCGUUUUCAGUCCCAAUUCGGAAUGGUGAAUAAUGGCCGCUAAAAAAGAGAGGCUCAAAAGAGGCCUCAAAAAGGCAGCAAAGAGACUCCGUUUAUCGAGCCUUCCAUUUUUUGUAGGAUUUUGAAGGCUCAAGAAAUUGUAGAAAAAGGGAGAGACAGCAAAAAUGGUGCAUAAGGGCUGAAAAAAUGGCGCAAAAAUGCAACAAAAAAAGAGCCUUUGUCACCAUGAAAGGAAGAUUUCUAAGGAUCCUCUUUCCAUGCUUUCCGACUUUGCUUAUGGUGUUACCGUGCUCUCUCCCCAGAUUUAUGUGCGUUUUUCUUCUGACUUUCCCAAUUUCCAGCUCAAUCGAAAGAGUAAUCGCCAAUGCGAGAGCGCCGCUUCCAACUCCGGGGACUGCGAAACCCGUCCUCCCGGUCAAAGAAUCGAUUCCCAUCUCACCUGAAGUUUUGCGACUUCCUCCAAGUAACCGUGCUCCUGUGAGGCAGAACAACGCCACGUUCGCUCCUCAACUCAAUGAGAAAAUGCCCUUUUUCGAAGCAACCAGGACUUUUUACUUGGGCCUCGCCCAACUGUCCCUCCAAGCUCCUGGUAAACCAAUUUUCGAAAAAAUUGAGUUGAUAUAAUUUUGCAGGCAAAGUCUCGAACACCAAGAAAGCCGCCCUGGAAAGAAUCUCCAACGCCUUGCUCGGCAUCAAAGAACGAGAAUACCAAGGAGUGUUGUGA
Caenorhabditis auriculariae is the source of this 3407-nucleotide messenger RNA. The record is from the annotation of a GenBank genome assembly. Lineage: Eukaryota; Metazoa; Nematoda; Chromadorea; Rhabditida; Rhabditidae.